Mirounga angustirostris (Northern elephant seal) is the source of this 2277-nucleotide messenger RNA. It is a transcript of the gene VPS4A, whose product is annotated as vacuolar protein sorting 4 homolog A. Gene Ontology annotation, biological process: vacuole organization; endosomal transport. Lineage: Eukaryota; Metazoa; Chordata; Mammalia; Carnivora; Phocidae. The record is from RefSeq and is a predicted model, not a curated record. Gene Ontology annotation, molecular function: ATP binding; ATP hydrolysis activity. The transcript has 11 exons. The coding region runs from base 192 to 1502 and encodes 436 amino acids.
UCGGGCCCGACCGCUCUGGGCCGCGCUCCUCACUCGUCCUCCGACUCGGCUCCGGCUGCGAGCGGUAGCCCUGCCCGCGCCCAGCGCCAAGCCGCCGGGCUCCCCGCGCCCGACCCAGCAGCUCGGCUCCCCGGGGCCGGACUGAGGCCGCAAGCAGCGCCGCGGGGUGUGGGGCGGACCCAGGAGAUGAAAUGACAACGUCAACCCUCCAGAAAGCCAUUGAUCUGGUGACGAAAGCCACGGAGGAGGAUAAAGCCAAGAAUUACGAGGAGGCACUCCGGCUCUACCAGCAUGCUGUGGAGUAUUUCCUACAUGCUAUCAAAUAUGAGGCACACAGCGAAAAGGCCAAGGAGAGCAUUCGAGCCAAGUGCAUGCAGUACCUAGACCGGGCGGAGAAGCUGAAGGAUUACUUACGAAGCAAAGAGAAGCAUGGCAAGAAGCCAGUCAAAGAAAAUCAGAGUGAGAGCAAGGGUGAUAGUGACAGUGAAGGGGAUAAUCCCGAGAAAAAGAAAUUGCAAGAACAACUGAUGGGUGCUGUUGUGAUGGAGAAGCCCAACAUUCGGUGGAGUGAUGUGGCUGGGCUGGAGGGGGCCAAGGAGGCCCUCAAAGAAGCUGUCAUUUUGCCAAUUAAAUUCCCACACUUGUUCACAGGCAAGCGUACACCUUGGCGAGGGAUACUGCUCUUUGGACCCCCUGGCACAGGGAAAUCCUACCUGGCCAAAGCGGUGGCCACAGAGGCCAAAAACUCCACCUUCUUCUCUGUGUCCUCCUCAGACUUGAUGUCUAAGUGGUUGGGGGAGAGUGAGAAGCUCGUCAAGAACCUGUUUGAGCUGGCCAGGCAGCACAAGCCCUCCAUCAUCUUCAUCGAUGAGGUGGAUUCCCUCUGCGGGUCCCGCAAUGAAAAUGAGAGCGAGGCUGCCCGAAGGAUCAAAACGGAGUUCUUGGUCCAGAUGCAGGGGGUGGGGAAUAACAACGAUGGGACUCUGGUUCUUGGUGCCACCAAUAUCCCCUGGGUGUUGGAUUCAGCCAUUAGAAGGAGGUUUGAAAAGCGGAUUUACAUUCCGCUGCCUGAGGAGGCUGCCCGUGCCCAGAUGUUCCGGUUGCAUCUGGGGAGCACUCCCCACAACCUCACGGAUGCCAACAUCCACGAGCUGGCCCGGAAGACAGAAGGCUACUCAGGUGCUGACAUCAGCAUCAUUGUGCGGGACUCCCUCAUGCAGCCUGUCAGAAAAGUUCAUUCAGCAACACACUUCAAAAAGGUCUGUGGCCCUUCCCGCACCAACCCUAGCGUUAUGAUCGAUGACCUCCUGACCCCAUGCUCACCAGGGGACCCAGGGGCCAUGGAGAUGACUUGGAUGGAUGUCCCUGGUGACAAACUCUUAGAGCCUGUGGUUUGCAUGUCGGACAUGCUCCGGUCUCUGGCCACCACUCGGCCCACCGUGAAUGCAGACGACCUCCUGAAAGUGAAGAAAUUCUCAGAGGACUUUGGACAGGAGAGUUAAAAAUUUCUUCACUUGGUGACGGUGAAGGUGGGAGGUUGAUUGGGGUAAUAAAUCCAUGGCACUCCCCAAGUCAGUGGCCAGACAGCGCUCCAGGGCUCGUCUUCACGUCACUGCAGCGGCCCCUCUGCUGUCUGGCCGCCGGCCAGGGAGCAGGCAGGAAGGGCCUCCCUGGCCACAGAGACACAAGCACAUUCAGCACUGGGUGGAGUACUGGUCCUUCCUCCUUCCUCUCCUCCUCCUCCUCUUCUUCUGGAUGCUCACCAACUCCUUGUCCUGCCUCUCUGUGGUUUUUGUUUUUUUUAAACCUUUCUUUGUUCCCCUAAAUUAAUGCUGCUUGGAUUUUUGUCUUGUUUAUAAAUAAAGUUCAGAUCUCCCAGAAGCAUCAAGGAGUGGGAGCAGCCCGUACUGUGGGGUUGCCGCAGACCUUCAGGAUGGCCUGCAGCUCCCUUCGCCUGUCCCUUCUAACCCGAAUUUUACUCCUUGUGAACACAAUGGCUGAUGCCCUGGGGUGCCAGCCCAAGCCCUGCCUGUGAAGGCCAAGAGUAAAACCAAGCCAUUCCCACCCUCCUAGGUCAGCAUCCCGGGCCGUAUGUGUCCCCUGCAGGAGGAGAGGGUGGUUUUUGUGAGCGCAAAGCUCUAGCUCAGAAGGAGUGAAGGUAGUCAGGUGGGUUUUACUGCUGCAUUUUCUUCCCUCUCAGUGUGGGAACACUGAACCCCGCCAAUGCCCCUGGCUCCCUGCCCUGGAAAUGGGCUAAUAAAUCCUUUUCCCUCUUGA